Messenger RNA from Otolemur garnettii (small-eared galago), 1337 nucleotides. It is a transcript of the gene RGS1, whose product is annotated as regulator of G protein signaling 1. The transcript is spliced from 5 exons. The coding region runs from base 62 to 691 and encodes 209 amino acids. Lineage: Eukaryota; Metazoa; Chordata; Mammalia; Primates; Galagidae. The record is from RefSeq and is a predicted model, not a curated record.
CUGCCCUCACUAUAUAAAGCAGCAGAGACAUCGCCUCGCUAACAUUUGCAGUGAGCAGACCAUGCGAGCAGCAGCCAUCUCCAGGUCAGACUUAGACAGAAUGCCAGGAAUGUUCUUCUCUGCUAACCCAAAAGAACUGAAAGAAACUGGACAUUCACUUCUAGACGACAAAACACAAAAAAGGAGGCCAAAGACUUUUGGAAUGGACAUGAAAGCGUACCUGAGAUCUAUGAUCCCACAUCUGGAGUCUGGGAUGAAACCUUCCAAGUCCAGGGAAAUACUUUCUGCUGCUGAAGUACUGCAGUGGUCUCAAUCUCUGGAAAAACUUCUUGCCACCCAAACUGGUCAAGAUGUCUUUGGAAAUUUCUUAAAAUCAGAGUUCAGUGAGGAGAAUAUUGAGUUCUGGCUGGCUUGUGAAGACUAUAAAAAAACAGACUCUGAUCUUUUGCGUUGCAAAGCCGAGAAGAUAUAUAAAGCAUUUGUGCAUUCAGAUGCUGCUAAACAAAUCAAUAUUGACUUCCGCACUCGAGAAUCUACAGCCAAGAAGAUUAAAGCACCUACCCCCACGUGUUUUGAUGAAGCUCAAAAAGUCAUAUAUACUCUUAUGGAAAAGGACUCUUAUCCCAGGUUCCUCAAAUCAGAUAUUUACUUGAAUCUUCUAAAUGACCUUCAGGCUAAUAGCCUAAAAUGACUGGUUCCCAGCUGAAGGGAAUUAAAAGAUGGUAUCAAGUACGGAAGGAAUGUGCCAGUUUGACUCCUUGGGUAGACAACUUGGCCCUUCGGGUGACUUAACAGGCCCAGAGAAGAACAAAUGACUGAGAAUGGAUUAACAUGGAAGUUAUCCAGGCACAGAGCCGAAGAAGCGUAUGCAGUAUGACAACUGAAAGACCAUAGAAGGGAGAUGCAAUGGUACCGUCAUACAAAAGGGUGGAACUCUGUAUCAGAAAAUCCCUCAGGACCGAGAAGGCUGGGCAGCUCCAGUUACACAGAAACUGUGAAUAAAGGUUAUGAACUGAUGAUAAUAAGCUAUAAGCUCCAAGGUCAACUGAUAUUUAUGCUACAUACUAUUAUAUAGAGUUUGUAUUGAGCUGCUGAAAUCUCUUUAACAUAGAAAACUAGUUGAAAUAGAUGUCUUUUACAAUUGCCGUUUAUUGACACAAAGCUUUUUAGGUAUUAUUUUGUUUAUUUGAUUGUUUCUGGCUUGGACAAGAUGGAGAAAACAGUGCAUUCAACUUGAGCUAUUGCUCUUAAAACCAGAAAGUUAAAAUAUAUCUGUAAAUUAAAUUAUCAGUGCUAACAAAAAUAUGAGCUUUGUAUUAAAAUAUAAAAGCAAUUUC